Messenger RNA from Cyprinodon variegatus (sheepshead minnow), 1646 nucleotides. It is a transcript of the gene aida, whose product is annotated as axin interactor, dorsalization associated. The transcript has 10 exons. Gene Ontology annotation, molecular function: phosphatidylinositol binding. Gene Ontology annotation, biological process: determination of ventral identity. Bases 171 to 1085 code for a protein of 304 amino acids. NCBI's taxonomy places the organism in Eukaryota, Metazoa, Chordata, Actinopteri, Cyprinodontiformes, Cyprinodontidae. Gene Ontology annotation, cellular component: membrane. The record is from RefSeq and is a predicted model, not a curated record.
CAGGGCUUUGGCAGGCAGAAAGGGCUUGGUCGGGGUGUCACCGGGGUCCCGAUCCGCGCGUCUCUCUCCGGAUCCCGGCCGACUGGACGCCGCUGAUCGCCCCCACAUAGAGGAGCCCUGUCCUCGGCUAUGCUGCCCUGAGACCGCCGCCACCAUCCAGCCCCGCCAACAUGUCUGAUGUCAACAGGACUGUUCAGAAAUGGCACGCCAGUUUUAGAAAAGGCACAGACUUUGACUCGUGGGGGCAAUUAGUGGAGGCGAUAGAUGAGUACCAAAUUCUAGCCAGACAACUACAGAAGGAGGUCCAGUCUACAAAUUCUUCAGACUUCACAGAGGAGCAGAAGAAAAACUUAGGAAAGAUUGCAACAUGCCUGGAGAUGAGAAGUGCCAGUUUACAGUGCACCCAGUCGAAGGAGGAAUUCAAGUUAGAAGACCUCAAGAAACUGGAGCCUAUAAUAAACAACAUACUCACCUAUAACAAAGAGUUUCCAUUUGAUGUCCAGCCAGUGCCAUUAAGGAAAAUCCUUGCGCCGGGAGAGGAGGAGAACUUGGAGCUGGAGGAAGAGGAUGAUGCUGCUGCAGGAGCAGGUUCAACAGAAGCUUUCCCACCGAGAGCUCCUGGUACCCUGUUGCCACGGUUACCCUCAGAACCUGGAAUGACACUACUCACAGUAAGAAUAGAAAAAAUUGGGUUGAAGGAUGCCGGCCAGUGCAUCGAUCCUUACAUGAGCAUCAGCGUCAAAGAUAUGAACGGCGUGGAUCUGAACCCAAUGCAGGACACUCCUGUGGCCACCAGGAAGGAAGACACGUACAUUCACUUCAACGUGGAUGUAGAAAUUCAGAAGCAUAUAGAGAAAUUACCAAAAGGUGCAGCUAUCUUCUUUGAAUUCAAGCACUACAAGCCCAAAAAGAGGUUCACCAGCACAAAAUGCUUCGCCUUCAUGGAAAUGGAUGAGAUCAAACCUGGACCCAUUGUCAUUGAACUGUACAAGAAGCCCACAGAUUUUAAGAGGAAGAAACUGCAGCUGCUCACCAAGAAGCCACUUUACCUCCAUCUUCAUCAGACGCUACACAAAGACAGCUAAGCCUCCUCUCUGGACACGCCCCUUUCAUCUUGCUGCACAUCCGGGGAAAUGCGGUGCUCCUCCUCAUCGUCACAUUCAGCAAUACCAAAUCAAAGGCUGCAGUGUGAAGAACUUCAAAGAAACUGAUGCCCUCACACAGAUUUUAUGAAUUAAUGUGCAUUUUCUUUUUUCCCAAACUUACACCAGCAGCAGCAUGUUAAAGCAGGUUGAGACUCAUCAUGUUCAGUCUUCCACACACAGCUUUCUGAUUUGUCCUUUGUGUUUAAGGAAGGGGAUAGGUACUUCACUUUAGCAGUUUGCUUUUUUUUUGGUGUUAUCCCCACUGAACUCUGGACUUGCAAAUGGGAAGAAGUAAAACAUUAACUCUUUUAUCCAAGCACUGCGUUGGGAAAACUCUAAUCCUUUUCUGGAGCUUUUUAUUUGUUCAGCUUAAAGUUUGCUCUCUUAUUGCUGCAGAAUGCGUCAGUAAAAGGGGUUCAAACUCGAGGGCAUUUAAUCACUAAAAUUGCAGCAGUGAAGAUGUUACUGGGCCAACAUGUCAGCUUGUGUGCCAUAAGGAAU